Molecule: messenger RNA, 456 nt
Organism: Ostertagia ostertagi
Lineage: Eukaryota; Metazoa; Nematoda; Chromadorea; Rhabditida; Trichostrongylidae
Source: the annotation of a GenBank genome assembly
UAUUCAUCACAUUACAGCUUGAACUCACAGUGUUCGAUUGUGCCCACGGUUUUGGCACGAGUCCAGCAUCGCAGUAUCGAUGGUAUCAGGUGCUUUUAUCUCAGCGUAGGCGUCUUCGUGUCCCGUUCCUCCAUCAACUUCGUUCAAUUGAACAUGCUCUUUAUCGGCUUAAUGCCUGUCUUCCAGCUUCUCAACACGGCAUUCUUCAUGUUGAACGCUAUUUAUGCGUUUAUCCCGAAUUUCGGCAUCGUUUGCGCUAUCGUCCUCUAUGAAGGCUUGAUCGGAGGCGCAUCUUACGUGAACACUUUCCAUCAUAUUCACAAGAAGAUCGAUCCUGAGGUUCGCUCAUUCGCCCUGUCGACUGUCUCGUUGGCAGAUUCGGUCGGAAUUCUUUUGGCAGCGCUCACCUCCAUUCCGAUUCAUAACGCGAUCUGUGCUAUGCAAUGGUAUCGAUAG